GGGAAGUGACUCAUCUCUCCGGAGUCCGGCCCGCGCGCAGCUGUUCCGGUUCAGCCGGGAAAGUGCAAUGCCCGGCCUCCUAUCGCUGCUGCCGGGCUCCGGGGAGGAGGAGACUGCGCUGAUCCCCUCCCCUCCCGCUCCCCCGGCAUAAAGUGGCGCUUCGCGGGAGGCCGGCAAGGUCGGCUGCAGGGCUGGAAGCUGGCAUCCCGCUCCGGAGACCCGGGUCAGAAGGCUGGGACCUAGAACCUCUCAAAAAUGGCCAACCAGAUCUACAGCACAGUUCCCAGGAGUUCCUGGAAUAAACGUGUGAAUCCUGACCUGGAUAUUGAGAGGAAGAACAAAUCGUUCAAUGUCGAGAGACUAACAAACAUCCUAGAUGGUGGGGCAGAAUUUACUCAGAAACGGAGACAAGUUGAGAGCAUCGUCCACAGUGACCCUGUGUUCAACCUAAAGAACAAUUACUUCAUGAGCCAGAACCAACGGUAUGAAGCCGCCAUUCAGAAGAGCAUUCAGUACAGGAAGCUGAUGAUGCAAAGGGGCUGGAAGGAAGAUGGUAUUGAAAAAAAGUAUAUCUACAGGGCCCUUGGUGGAGACACGGCCUUCAACAUUCAUUCAGUCUUCAAGCAAGCCCUCAAUAGCCUGGGUUCCGACGAGCAAAUCGAGAAGUGGACUCCCCUGAUAGACAGCUUCCAGAUCAUCGUGACCUACGCUCAGACAGAACUGGGACAUGGCACGUACCUUCAAGGUCUCGAGACAACAGCCACCUAUGACGCGUCCACCCAAGAAUUUGUGCUAAACACACCGACGUUAUCUGCAACCAAGUGGUGGCCUGGAGAUUUGGGCAGAACGGCGACCCACGCGCUGAUCCUGGCUAAUCUCUACUCCUCGGGAAGGUGCCACGGCAUGCACGGCUUCAUCUUGCCCAUCCGCAGCCUUCAAGACCACUCCCCUCUGCCAGGAAUAACCGUAGGGGACAUCGGGCCCAAAAUGAACUUCGAGCAGACGGACAACGGCUUCCUCCAGUUAGACCACAUCCGGAUUCCCAGGGAAAACAUGCUGAACCGUUUCUCCCAGGUUUUACCGGACGGGACCUACGUGAAGCAGGGCACCCCCCAAAGCAAUUACCUCACCAUGAUUGUGCUUCGGGUCCAGCUGCUGGCCAGUGAGUUCAUCCCCGCCCUGGUGAAGGCGUGCAUCAUCGCCACACGCUACUCCGUGGUCCGGCACCAGUCCAAGAUCAAGCCCAGUGAGCCAGAGGCGAAAAUCUUGGACUAUCAGACUCAGCAACAAAAGCUGUUUCCCCAGCUGGCCACGGCCUACGCCUUCCAUUUCAUAGAUGAAAUCGUCAUUGAAUUCUUCAAGAAAUCCUACCAAGAGAUAAUCAAUGGAAAUAUCACCAACCUACCAGAGCUUCACGCGCUCAGUGCAGGGAUGAAGGCCAUGAUGUCAGACCACUGCAUCCUGGGAGCCGAGCUCUGUCGGAGGGCCUGUGGUGGGCACGGCUAUUCCCUGCUGAGUGGACUGCCCUCCCUGGUCACAAAAGUAACAGCCUCCUGUACCUACGAAGGAGAAAACACAGUGCUGUACCUGCAGACAGCCAGGUUCCUGCUAAAGAACUUCCUACAGGUCCAGUCUUCCCAAAGCACUCCGACCCUGCCUCAGUCCAUCCAGUAUCUCGCUUCAGCUGGGAGCGGCAGGUGUCCAGCACAGAGAACAUCUGACUUCCUCAGCCCUCAGCUCUACACGGAAGCCUUUGCACACGUAGCAGCCAGGCUUAUAAGGAAUUCGGCUCAGAAACUACACAAUCUGACCAGCUCUGGGAUUGACCAGUAUGUGGCAUGGAACCAGACAGCCAUUCUGCACCUCCAGGCAGCCAAGGCUCACUGUUACCACUUCACUGUGAAAACUUUUGUGGAAUCUCUAAAAAAACUUGAAAAGGAACCCGAGAUCUACCAAGUAAUUAAGCGACUCUGUGAUCUCUACGCUCUACACGGCCUUCUGUCCAAUCUGGGUGACUUCCUAUACGAUGGUUACAUGUCCAGGGCCCAAGUCGAGCUGGCGACCGAGGCCUAUUUCAGCCUCCUGUCUCUGAUCCGGAAAGAUGCAAUUUUAUUAACCGAUGCCUUUGAUUUCUCCGAUGAGUCCUUAAAUUCCGCACUUGGCUGUUAUGACGGAAAUGUCUACGAGCGGCUGUUUGAGUGGGCCCAACUCUCACCGACCAACACCGAGGGGAAUCCUGCCUAUGAGAAAUACCUGAGGCCAUUCUUAAAAAAUAACCGAUCCAAAUUAUGAGAUUUGCCAACUACGGACUCUAUUUUACUUUCAAGAAGUAGAACAAAAUUACCCUCUAAAUGUAUGAUACUAUGAUAAAGGGAAAUCCAGUGUACUUGUUGAAAACAAGACAGGCAAAUCAUUAGCUUCUACUAGAGGUGUGCCUUCGGCAGUAUUGUGAAAAAUAAACCUUCCUUAUCAAGUGCUUAAUUCUUAACAAACCUUAAAUUCACAAAAAGAAACCUAUGGAUAUGAGCAGGAGCUAAUAAUCAUAUCAGCCUACUCCUUUGAAGGACAAUAUGCCUAAUUUUUUAUACAGAUUUAAAACUAUUUUUUCACGAUUCCAGUAUUAAAUUGUCUCUAUUUUUUUUCCUUAUGGAAUAACCUACCACAAGUCAAAUGAAUACACUACUAACUCAAGUUUGCAACCUAUCCACUUAAACAUUUAGCUGUUAUAUGUUUCAAUGGGAAGAUGUACGAAUCAUUCAAAAAUCCGAAAGAAAACGACUUUGGUUUCAAGGCUUUAGACUCAACCGUGUUGCUGGGAAUAAAAAAAUUAAAAAAAAAAGUUUCAAGCAUGUUUCAUUAGAGUUUAAAAUGUUUCUUAAACUGGAUCCAACUGGUCUUCUGCCUCUUUCCAUACUCCAAAAGCCACUCUCACACAGUGACAAACUUCACUAAACUGGUAAGUUUUCCAUGACUUAACAAGGCGAUGAGAAUUUUACAGAAAGGAAAUACAAACUGAAUUUACAAUCCUGUUGUACCCAAUUUACAGCCGCCCAAAUGGGUGCAAUUGUCAACUUGUUAAGGUUUUGUUAAAGUUCUAUUUAUAAUACAGGAAAUUUGCCAUGAACCAAACUGCAUAAAGAACUUUCACAGGAAAAUUCUGCCAUUUUGUUCCUGCUGGUUGAGGUUACAAGCUUCCCUCAUAGGGCCUUUCCGGCUCUGUUCGUUAGCCCUGGAAUGGAGGUUUGUCACCUCAGUAAAAAGAGACAGCCUGCCAGGAUGAGAGAGAGCCAGAGGUGAAACAGCUUAACCUUAGUCCUGUGACCUGGAUUGUACAGCUUUGAAGCAAUAUUCCCAAGCAAGAAAUGUCAGCAGACUAAUAUUCUAGCAAUCAGCAAAUUGUAGCUAGCAUGGCUAAUCCUUUUUGCUGCAGGAAACUGAACCAAAUAAAAUAAACCAUAUAAAACAAAACAUGAUAAUGGAAGAGAAACAGUUGUACAUUUUUUCAUCGUGGCAAGGCUAUCUGCAUUCACUUCAGAAGAAUUGGUUUGGUUUGGGUUUUUGUUAAAUCUCAAGCACCACAUGGAAAUGCUUUAUUCCAGAAAUUAAAAAUAAAAUUAAUACGGAAAAAAAAAAUCUCAAGCACCACAGAAAACUUUGG
Sarcophilus harrisii (Tasmanian devil) is the source of this 3658-nucleotide messenger RNA. It is a transcript of the gene ACOX2, whose product is annotated as acyl-CoA oxidase 2. Gene Ontology annotation, molecular function: fatty acid binding; FAD binding. Gene Ontology annotation, cellular component: peroxisome. The coding region runs from base 256 to 2292 and encodes 678 amino acids. The transcript has 15 exons. Gene Ontology annotation, biological process: lipid homeostasis; fatty acid beta-oxidation using acyl-CoA oxidase; very long-chain fatty acid metabolic process. Lineage: Eukaryota; Metazoa; Chordata; Mammalia; Dasyuromorphia; Dasyuridae. The record is from RefSeq and is a predicted model, not a curated record.